CCCUUAAUAUAAAUGUGCCCAUCAGACUGCCCCUUAAUAUACAUGUGCUCAUCAGACUGCCCCUUAAUAUACAUGUGCUCAUCAGACUGCCCCUUAAUAUAAAAUGUACCCAUCAGAGUGCCCCUAAUAUAAAUGUGCCCAUCAGAGUGCCCCUUAAUAUAAAUAGUGCCCCUUAAUAUAAAUGUGCCUAUCAGAGUGCCCCCUUAAUAUAAAUGUGCCCAUAAGAGUGCCCCUUAAUAUAAAUGUUCCUAUCAGAGUGCCCCUUAAUAUAAAUGUGCUCAUCAGACUGCCCCUUAAUAUAAAUGUGCCCAUCAGAGUGCCCCUUAAUAUAAAUGUACCCAUCAGAGUGCCCCUUAAUAUAAAUGUGCUCAUCAGACUGCCCCUUAAUAUAAAUGUGCCCAUAAGAGUGCCCCUUAAUAUA
This is a messenger RNA of Staurois parvus, 421 nucleotides long. The record is from the annotation of a GenBank genome assembly. Lineage: Eukaryota; Metazoa; Chordata; Amphibia; Anura; Ranidae.